Lachancea fermentati is the source of this 1134-nucleotide messenger RNA. NCBI's taxonomy places the organism in Eukaryota, Fungi, Ascomycota, Saccharomycetes, Saccharomycetales, Saccharomycetaceae. The record is from the annotation of a GenBank genome assembly.
AUGGCAUCCUCGAUUGAAAUACAUCCGAUAACGUUCCCUCCUGAAGUUUUAGCAAGGAUUGCCCCGGAUCUUUCGAUCCAGAGACAUCUCUCUCUGGGCGUGAGGCCAUGUCUUCGACAAUUUGAAGAGUUUAGGAACAUUGAAAUUAGCGACGGAGGACUCUCUCGCUCUACCGACUUAUUUCACAACUCUGAAGAAAACAAUAUCUUGGGAUCUAACGUUUUAAGAUCCGGCAAAACAAUAGUCAUUACAUCCAUUACUGGGGGAUUCGUGGAAGAGUUAUUACCAGUACACGGUAUCGACGAAGGUGAGGAAGAAUUAAGGAAUAUGACAAUGCAGCAUGAUCGUAUAUCGCAGUUUGGGGCUGUUUACCCAGUGGUUGAAGUGGAGCGCGGUAGAAUGGGUGCACCAACGGAUGAAGAAAUGAAUCUAUCACAGAAAAUAUACAACUGCAUAUUAGGCUCUGGUGUGAUUCCAAAGUCUUCACUUAAUGUGAGUGUUGGGCGGAGGACCACGAAUCCUGAUAAAUCUGUCUCGAUAACUUAUCCUGAUGAAGAAGGACCGGAGCUGGAUCAGCAGUUUCUUCCGAAGCGAAAAUGGUCAUAUGUUUUGUAUGCUAAGAUUCAGGUCUUUAGUCGAGAUGGACCUCUCUUUGAACUAUGUUGGAAUUCAUUGAUCUAUGCUCUGAAGAACACGAAACUUCCCCGUGCUUUCGUUGAUGAGAAAACCACCGACCUAAAAAUCCCAGUUAGGGUGAGAGGCCGUAGCGCAGCCAUUAGAGAGACAUACGACAUAAUAUGUGACUCGCAUAAAAGUAUACCACUAGUUUUAAAUUCCAAAAACGUCGGAUUCGCGUCAAACUUUGGCGUGAUUGAUUUAGACCCUGAGGCAAGGCUACCGGAAAAAGAAGAUGAGAUGCAGGUAGACCAGGAGGAUUCUAUUCUUUUGGCGGACCUACAGGGUGAAGCAGAAGAGUCAUCUGUUCUUUCAACUUUGUCGAUCAUAUCCGAUGAGAAAGGAAAUCUGAAGCAUCUCGGAAUAAUCGGUGGUGGAUCUAAAGUUACUACAGAAACGAUAAGACGGUCAAUUCUUCUUUCCAGCAAGCGAUCCGAGGAUUUGAGUACAAAAAAUUAA